AUGGAUGAAUAUAAAUGCAUCAGCUGUUUUGAAAACAUAUAUUUAAAUAGUGAAAAAAAUUUAUUUUUUUUUGAUAUAUGUAAGCAUAAAAUAUGUGCAGAAUGCUUAGAAAAUCAUUUAAAUAAGCAUAAUAAGCAACAUUGUCCACUAUGCAAAGUGACUAUUAGUAAAAAAAAUGUUGUUCCAUUUGACAUAGAAGAGCGAAUAUAUGCAAAUCAAAAAAAUAUAAGAUCAAAAUUAAUUGAAAUUUUUAAUAAGAAAAGACAUAAUUUUGAAAAUACUCCCUUGUAUAAUAAUUAUUUAGAAAAAGUAGAAGAUAUUGUUUACACAUUAACAAAUGAAUAUGAUGAAAAAAAAAGGAAGAUAAUUGAAGCAUAUAUUAAAAAAUAUGAGAAAGAAAACAGUAAAUUAAUAGAAGAAAAUAAUACUCUUAUGUAUGAAAAUGAAAAAAAAAAAAUUCAUGAAAUUGUAAAAGAAGAAGGCAAUUUAUAUGAAAUAAUUAAACAUAGACCAAUUAUAAAUAAAUCCAAUAAUGAAACAUAUGUUCAUUCACUAAUUAAAGAAAAUCCCAAAUUAUUUGAUGAAAUAAAGGUAACUAAUAUAUCUGAAUCCCAGCCACAACCUUUAAAUCCUGCUUUUAAAAAUGACACAGAUAUACCAAAACGUAAAUUUUUCAAUGAAGAAGAAUUAAAAAAAUCUGAUUAUGCAGGUGGAUACGAUACUUCCAUUGUUUUUAAAAGAUGUGAUACUGAAUUCAAUUCUACUAUAUAUUUUAAUAUAUAA
This is a messenger RNA of Plasmodium gallinaceum, 783 nucleotides long. RefSeq names its product CDK-activating kinase assembly factor, putative (gene MAT1). Bases 1 to 783 code for a protein of 260 amino acids. The record is from RefSeq and is a predicted model, not a curated record. Gene Ontology annotation, biological process: regulation of transcription by RNA polymerase II; regulation of cyclin-dependent protein serine/threonine kinase activity; DNA repair. Gene Ontology annotation, molecular function: metal ion binding. The transcript has a single exon. Gene Ontology annotation, cellular component: transcription factor TFIIH holo complex. Lineage: Eukaryota; Apicomplexa; Aconoidasida; Haemosporida; Plasmodiidae.